ACGGAACCGGGCCGAACCAGCCCGUAAACCGUUGACACUCCUCUAAAUCUCCGCUAUGUUCCUGUGCCCGAGCCUGUCUCUACGUAAAUGAAGCAUUCAGUGGUUUGGCUUUGCUCUCACAGAAAGGCUUAGUGGUGUUUUUGAUGAAGGAUCUUCUUAUGUAUGUGAUUCAGCAACUCAGAUGUGCUCCUUCCCUGCUUGUGGGGUACCAGGGAGAUGUAGGACAUCCCAGCAGAUUACUGGAAGUCUCUUGCAGCUGUAUCUCACCAGUUGAGAGCUGGGAAUUUUGGAUUUUUACCGUCUGCUCUUAGAAUGUAUGUUCUGUCCUAGUUCAAAUUGGCAAGGCCCGAACUCUCUUGAAACACUUCUGCUGGAUGAGCUUUGCCCAAAUGUCAUGCCCUGGGUCUCAAUAUAGGCCUGGCCAGGUGCUUUUUGGCACAGGGACUGAGGGCAAUAGGUUGUGUUAUCUGCCAGCAGAAUGAUGGAGAUUAAAGGGGGAGAAAAGAGGUGACAGAGGAAGGCCUGGGGCACAGCCUGCUAAAAAACAAAACAACAAAAAAAACACAGAACAUGCAGUCUUCUGUUGGUGGACAUCUGGAUCUUGGAAUUUUUCUGCUCCUUCUCCUGGGAGCGUGAGCGAUGCAGAUUUUGUUCUGUAUUGUCACCCAGGCAGGGUGAGAGCAUAAGUGAUGUCUGAUGCUGAUGGAGGAAAAGGACUGUGUGCAAAUGCUGUCAGAUGAGCAGGGUCUAUUGUCAGAGUAAUACAUUCUAAGAUAAGAGUUACAGAAAUCAACUCAUUUACUGCAACUUAAUUUUUCAUCUUUGGAGUAGAUAAAGUGAAAAAUAGAUUUAUCUGGGUAGCAUAACUCUUACUGGUGGUGAUAGGAAAAUUGAUUAUGUAGCUGGGGACCAACAAAGCGAGUGCUGUUCUUAUCACAGUAGACUUGUGUAUUGAGUUGCACUGCGAUUUAGUGCAACAAAUCAGAUUAAGCUCUCCAGAAAUGCUAUCUUGAGUAUGCUUUGCUGUGCAGCAGACUUUGGAAAAUAACUCAAGCAGAGCGACUCUGUGCUUUGGCACAGCACUUCUGUCGGGUAGAAGGGAUAAGGAAAGGCUGAAAGGUGCUGGGAGAGGACUCGGUGAUCCUUAUGGGUCCCUUCCAACUCAGGGUGUUCUAUGACUGGGGGCAGUAAUGGGGCAGUGUGGAUGAAGAGAUAUCCAGGAUGUGCUUUAGCCUAUUGUCAGCUGUUCCUAAACUGGGAAACCUCUUCCAGCUGUAUGGUAAGAUAGAGUUAACGUGGAUGAUGAGGGAGGCUGAAGAGGUGGCUCAGCACCUUGAAAUCCUCCUGCUGAGCUGCAGGUCCUGUGUGAAGCCGGGUGAUGGGUGGCUGUGGCUCUGGGCUAAGGACAGACCUCUGCAGCCCCACAGCUUUUCCCAGUGUGCCCCAUGGCUGGUGGGUUUGUGGUUGGCUAGUGGGGUUUGUUUGGUUGUUUCCUACUCUGUACUUAAAAACUUUUAACCUUAGUGCUAAAGAAAAAUACCAUUGUCUAUUAGUAUGACUGGAACGAAAGAUGAAUUGCGAGUUAGCCUUGAGCGAACUGUCAAUCUGACUUUGAUAGCCCAUCACUUAAAAGGUCCUUUUAUGUUUAUGAAAAAGCAUGACGUCAAAGCCAGGGGAAAAAAUACCAAUUCUUAGGGCUAAACUUGCACGGCUCCAAGAAGAGCUCUUGUGAACUGUUUGUUUCUCUACAUGCGUGGCUAAUUAGCGUAGGUUACUAUAAGUCUGGGCAGUGGCAUUCAAGUGCUUCUGGUUUGGGGCAGCUUUUUCAUGGUGCUUCCAUGCAUGAGUCUCUGACUGGAGUAGCAUAAAAGAAAAGGAUACUGCAGUCACUUCUCUCACAAUCGUAUAAGUAUUAUGCUGGAAAUGCUUGAGUAUAAUCAUUAUCAGGUGCAGACUCACCUUGAGAAUCCAACCAAGUACCAUAUUCAGCAAGCCCAGCGGCAGCAGGUAAAGCAGUACCUCUCUACCACUCUAGCAAAUAAACAUGCCAACCAAGCCCUGAGCUUGCCAUGUCCAAACCAGCCUGGUGAUCAUGUCAUGCCGCCUGGAACUGGGAGCAGCGCACCCAACAGUCCAAUGGCUAUGCUCACCCUCAACUCCAACUGUGAAAAAGAGGGAUUUUAUAAAUUUGAAGAGCAAAGCAGGGUCGAGAGUGAGUGCCCGGCUCUGAAUACCCACUCACGAGCAUCAUGCAUGCAGAUGGAUGAUGUGAUCGAUGACAUAAUUAGUCUGGAAUCAAGUUACAAUGAAGAAAUCCUUGGCUUGAUGGACCCAGCCUUGCAAAUGGCAAAUACGUUACCAGUGUCUGGGAAUUUGAUUGACCUUUAUGGCAACCAAAGCAUGCCUCCUCCAGGACUUAACAUCAGCAACUCCUGUCCAGCUAAUCUUCCUAAUAUAAAAAGGGAGCUCACAGCAUGUAUUUUUCCUACAGAGUCAGAAGCAAGAGCACUGGCUAAGGAGAGGCAAAAGAAAGACAAUCACAACUUGAUUGAACGAAGAAGAAGAUUUAAUAUUAAUGAUCGUAUAAAAGAAUUGGGCACCUUGAUACCCAAGUCAAAUGACCCGGAUAUGCGAUGGAAUAAGGGAACUAUUCUAAAAGCAUCAGUGGACUACAUCCGUAAGCUGCAAAGAGAACAGCAACGCACAAAGGAACUUGAGAACAGACAGAAGAAAUUGGAACAUGCCAACAGGCACCUGCUGCUCAGAAUACAGGAACUUGAGAUGCAAGCUCGGGCACAUGGACUGUCCCUUGUUCCAUCCACAGGCCUUUGCUCCCCUGAUAUGGUCAACAGGGUCAUCAAACAAGAACCUGUGCUGGACAACUGCAACCAAGACCUCAUGCCGCACCACACAGACCUGUCUUGCACUACCACCCUUGAUCUCACUGAUGGUACCAUCACCUUCAGUGACAACCUCGGAAAUGUGACUGAACCAACUGGCACUUACAGUGUUCCUGCAAAAAUGGGAUCCAAACUGGAAGAUAUCUUGAUGGACGAUACCCUCUCCCCUGUAGGAGUAACCGACCCACUGCUUUCUUCUGUGUCUCCUGGUGCAUCAAAAACGAGUAGCAGGCGGAGCAGUGUGAGCAUGGAGGACACUGAUCAUGCUUGUUAGCAAAUACUUGGCACACCUUUCAUAAACUGCUUUGGUUCUUGAUCAGUAGAUUAAAUAUUUUGCCUUUUGUAGAAAUUUUUUGAUUUUUUUUCUUGUGCUUCAUCAGUAGCCCAGUGUGUGCGUGUGUGUAUAUAUUAUAUAUAUAGGAUUUUUUUUAGAAUUUUUGUGAAGAAACUUGUAUAUUCUAUUUUAAAACUACCAAUGCCUCCGAUUAUAUUGUACAGCAUAUGUACAGUAUCUGUGAACUGGAUUCGCCGAGAACUUUUGAACUGGUCAAAUCUACUCAAAGCAAUAGAAUUACAAAUGACGAGUCUGCUUCUGUUCGGGGGGAAGGAGAGUCAUAGAAUUGUAAAUGCAACCUAUUUACGUGGAGACAAAAUGUAAAGUUACAGAAUGUAAAGAUACCAAAAAAGAAGUCCAAUUUGUAAUUGUAUUGAUUUAAUAGUGCUGCCUUAAAGAUACAGUGUCUCUCAAACUUUGAUCCUUAUAGACAAGUAUUUAGGGAAGAAAAAAAGCAAACCACUCUGUUCUAUUCGGAAUACAAGAAAUAACAAAAGUGUUAAGAAAUCCUCUUUGUGUUGAUGGUGAUAUAAAAAGCUCUUGCUGAAAAUGAAAUAGAAAUUACAGGGAGAUGUGAGUCUCUUCCUCAGAGUGCUCUUUGAUUUUACUCUGAGCUGAUUUGGGUUUUCCUUUUGAUCAUGGUACGACUUUCUUUUAGAUUUUAGUUUUGUUUUAUAACAGGCAUUGAUGACUUGCCACCAGUAAACCAAGAAAGGAGCACUAUGGGUUGGUAUGCACUCUUUGGACGAUAAUAAUUGAUAGGUUUUAACAGCUGGGCACAUUACGUUGUACAUAUCUAAUUGGCUUUGUUUUUUUUUAAAUUGCAUUGUACAGUUUAUUCUGAUUUGCAUGGGUUCCUCAGUUACCUUCAGCCUUUCGUUUUAAAUAUAUUUGUAUUUCCUUUGUAAGAAUUUGCCUCUUAAUAUUGCAACAUUUCUUUUUUUGACAUUUUAAAAACUCAUUGGAAGUUUUCUGCGUUCUUUGUAAACACUUGAAAGGAAGCUUUUAUGCAGGGUUCUGUGUUUUAAGAGAGAUUUUGAAAAUAUUUUGUAUAUUACAGUCUCACUUUGAAAAUGUUUUUAAACACGUUUAAGGUAGAGUUCAAAUGUAGAUUAGGUAAUAAACAAAACUUGUAGAGAAACUGAACUUACGUAUUUAUUUUUAGUGAUACAGAAGAAGUAGUAAUAUGCUUGGAAACAUAACUAUGUAGUAGAUAUACCCGUCAUAGUAAUUUGUGUUUUAUUUCAGCACUGGCGCUGACAUUAAAAAAAAACAACAAAAACAACGACAAAAAACAAAAACAAAAAAAAGAGUAAAUUACUGUAUCUGCAAAUAACUGUUACUUGAUAACAAUGUUAUUAAUUUUUAACAUGCAACAAUGUUGUAAAAGUAGUUUGGUGCAUUAUCUACUCAAGUGUAGUCCUAUGCAAUAACAGUAGUUAUACUUGUAUUAUAUCAAGCCUAGAUGUUUUACAGAGAUGACAUAUGGUGUUAGGAGCUAAACUGGUUGAAUGGAUUUCUCAAUAGCAGCCUACAAAUGACUUGCAAGUGGCAGGCAAGCAUAUCUCAUUCAGAAUGAAGUGCCUUAAACUCUAGUUGUAGUCUUCCCCGACUAGCACUGACUGAAGUGUGACAUAGGAGAGAGCAAAGGGUGUUGUUUGUAGGAGGUUGAAGUAUGGCGUGGUGCCUAUGUGUAGAAAACAAGAGCUUCCCAUUCUCCUUUGUGCUACACUGGAAAUGAUAGAGAAUAAAAUAAAAAAAACCUAAAACAACAUAGCAGAACAGUUAAUGACUUGAGUGCCAGUUUGGCAGGCUCUGUAAGGAAACCGUGGUCACAACGGUUGCAGUGUUCAGAACUUCAAUGUGAAUUGACAGGGAUGGGGCAGCACUGUAGCUGGGGAGUUCUGUAGCUGUGCUGGGGCUCCCCGAGCUCUCAGAUGAGCAUUUUUCCUACAAAGGCAUCCUUGGAGUGCCCGGCCCCGUGACUCCUGGUGCUGGCAGCAGCGGUCGUGGGGCUCGGCAGGGUUGCAGCUUUCUGUGAUAGUGCUUUGGGGUUGCUCUGUCCCUGCAUUAGCCUGGAUGCAGCUGCUGGGCUGUGGCUUUUUUGAAGGAGGAACUGGAGUUAUGUGAUAACGAUGCCUCGCCCCAGACAGUUUUUGGAACUGUGUCUUUCCUUUGGUGGGUGAAGCUCUGGCCCGGAGAGGAUGUGCUACAUCCAUCUGGGUACUCAGGGCAGGAGGUGCUCUGUUUCUGCAGCUCCAGGCUGAGUGUGCAGGUAUGAACUUCUGGUGUUGCUGUUUGCUAAUGGUGGCAGGUGAAGAAGAUCAGGGCUGUGACAUGACAUGAUUGUGGCUGUAACACAGGGCUGCAUUACCUUUCCUGUUGGUAAAGGGUACCUUAAAAUGGGGCAGUUCUGUAGUGUUAUGCAGUGAAAUCAGGGUGUGCUCCCAUGGGUGUAGAAACUGAAAACCACUGAGUAUAUUGAAUAAGGCUUUUAGUUUGAUGUCUAUGCUGGUCAUUCAGAAACUGAAGUCUAAACUGUGGUAUACAAAUACUCUUCAUGCUUACAUGAAACCACUGGUACUCAGUGGCAGCCCUGACUUCUGAAUUUUUGGCUCUGUGCUGUGUGGAGGUGAGUUAGGACUCCAAGCUGUUGUAUCAAGAGCUGUGUUUCUUGCUAAAAGUGACAGUGACUGCAGCAGUGGGACCACGCGUUCUGUGUGCUGUGUUGCUCUGGGGUAACACACAACUCAACUGUGACAGUUUGUUGUUCCCCCACCCGUUCCUGUAGGCUGCAGCCCUCUGAGUUUUCUCAUUUUUGAGUGGAGACACGUUCCUUGUGCAGUGGGGGCAUCUCCAGGAGAUGCAGACCUCUUGGGUACUUGGUGAUGUUAUUCCCCUUCUGUGCAUUGUGGGAUGUGUAUGACUGUGAUAUUUUACAGGGGAUACCAAACAGAGGGCAGAGACAGCAAUUAGAGGCAGAGAUGGAGCAAGAUGGACAGUUGUUGUCCCUCUGCCUCUCUGAUGACAUUGUGUGUGACACUGGGCCCUAGGGGUUGGGGUGCUGACCAGUUCUCACUUUGCCAAAGCUAUGCUACCACCAGGAACGUGCAGAGCACCGUGGAGUUCUUCCUUUCUGCUUUUGGCCUAGAAAGCAAUAUUUAACUCUUACAACCUGUAAAAGCAAAAAAGGUACGCAAGGAAAGCACAAAGCACAAAAUAAUGCACUUACGUUUAUAUUUGUUUGACAUAAAAUGCACUGGGGGGGAAGCUGAUGUUGAUAAUAGUAUAAAUACCUAUAUUUCUUGAAGAAGUGACAUUAAUUACUGCCUCUUGCUAUAAUGCUUGGUACUGUAAUGUUGAUAUUCAUCUGCUGUUGACUGCAGCAAUAAUUUGUGUAUGGUCCAUAGCACUGUAAAUUAUGGAUCAAUAUUAAUGUAUCCAAUGAAAUAAUUUGAACUGUUGUUCUUGAUAGAUGGAUUAAAGCAUUUGGUUUUUCACAUA
This is a messenger RNA of Meleagris gallopavo (turkey), 6738 nucleotides long. The record is from RefSeq and is a predicted model, not a curated record. NCBI's taxonomy places the organism in Eukaryota, Metazoa, Chordata, Aves, Galliformes, Phasianidae.